Molecule: messenger RNA, 264 nt
Organism: Rotaria sp. Silwood1
Lineage: Eukaryota; Metazoa; Rotifera; Eurotatoria; Philodinida; Philodinidae
Source: the annotation of a GenBank genome assembly
AUGUCAAGUCUUUUGACACAAAUCGUUCGUCGACAGGCAUUGAUGAUAGUGCCUCGUCGUUGUGAAGGUACACUUUUACAAGCUGGUCCACCAAUAACUAAAGUGACGAACACAGAAAAAAUAGUUGCAUUAGGUAUGUUCUUUAUUGUACCAAUGCUCUAUCCAAUUUAUAUUAUGGCAAAUUUACAAAAAUAUAAUGGUUCAAAUCGUACAUUAGGAAAGAAGAAGAAACCAAAAACUGAUAAGAAACAAACUGGCAAAUAA